UGGAGCGCCAGGACACAGCCAGCACCUGCCUCCGGGGGCGGCGCGGCUCCAGGCGGGCGCCGUGUCCUCCCGUGGCAUGAGCGCCAGCGCGUGGAGCGUCGAGGAGAGCGCCCGCCUCAUCCCGGGGAGCGUCUCCGACUGCGUCAUUAUCCUCGAGGACACCACUCACAACACAUGGUAUGGUAUCAUCACGUCGUCGGGGCGCAUCGGCGAGCGGCUGAGCGCCUCUGGCACGCGCCUCAACUCGUCCAGCCCUGUGCCUUACGGCGGCGGCGGCGGCGGAGGCAACAAGAGCAGCACGGAGAGCGUGCGCGGCCUCAAGUCCGUCUCGCGGCAGAGCCUGCUCGACAUCGUCAGCUGCCGCUUCGGCGUCGGCCGCACCGCCCGACAGCAACAUCAGCACACAGGGCGGUCGUACUUCUCGUCGUCGCGGGACUCGCUGUCGGCGGCGUACGUGAACCGCGCGGCGGCGGUGUCGACGGCGGCCAGCGAGCUGGACCUGUCGCGGAAGGCGCGCCGGCGCGAGCUGCGCGGCCGCCUCAAGCUGCCGCCCGCCACCGCCGCCUUCGCCAAGUCCGCCGCCGGCUGCGGCGCCGACGCGCCCUCCCUGCUCGGCCGCUGGGGCGAGCGCGCCUCGGGCAGCAUGGGCCCCGGUGAUCCUCCUUGACAUACUCACGUCGUUUCAUUAUCUGGGUGUAACGGUACCCCUGCGAGACGGCUGCAGCAGCGCCACCUGGGCUACUACCCGCGGCUGCGCGCCGGCGCGCCCAACUGGUCGUUCGUGUUCGACCCCGCGGGCCGCCUCUGCUACUACUGGUCCAUGGUCGUCUCGCUCGCCUUCCUCUACAACUUCUGGGUCAUCAUCUACCGGUUCGCCUUCCAGGAGAUCAACGGCGAGACGAUCGUGGUGUGGUUCUGCCUCGACUACCUGGCAGACUUCCUGUACCUGGCCGACAUCGUGUUCCACUUCCGAACGGGUUACCUCGAGGACGGCGUGCUGCAGACGGACUCGACCAAGCUGCGCCACCACUACAUGAACUCCACCACCUUCUACAUCGACUGCCUGUGCCUGCUGCCGCUCGACUUCCUCUACCUUUCGAUCGGCUUCAACUCCAUCCUGCGGUCGUUCCGCCUCGUCAAGAUCUACCGCUUCUGGGCCUUCAUGGACCGCACCGAGCGGCACACCAACUACCCGAACCUGUUCCGGUCCACCAGCCUCAUCCACUACCUGCUGGUGAUCUUCCACUGGAACGGCUGCCUGUACCACAUCAUCCAGAAGAACAACGGUUUCGGCAGCAAGAACUGGGUGUACAACGACAGCGAGAGCGCCGACGUGGUGAAGCAGUACCUGCAGAGCUACUACUGGUGCACGCUGGCGCUGACCACCAUCGGCGACCUGCCGAGGCCGCGCAGCACCGGCGAGUACGUCUUCGUGAUCGCGCAGCUGCUGUUCGGCCUGCUGCUGUUCGCCACCGUGCUCGGACACGUCGCCAACAUCGUCACCAGCGUCAGCUCCGCGCGCAAGGAGUUCCAGGCGAAACUGGACGGGGUGAAGACGUACAUGCGCAUGCGGCGGGUGCCGAGCCACCUGCAGGUGAAGGUGAUCAAGUGGUUCGACUACCUGUGGCUGACGCAGAAGUGCUCCGACGAGGAGAAGGCGGUCAGCUGCCUGCCAGACAAGCUGAAGGCGGAGAUCGCCAUCAACGUGCACCUGGACACGCUGAAGCGCGUCGAGAUCUUCCAGAACACGGAGGCGGGCUUCCUGUGCGAGCUGGUGCUGCGACUGCGCCCCGUGCUCUUCUCGCCCGGCGACUACAUCUGCCGCAAAGGGGAGGUCGGUAAGGAGAUGUACAUCGUGAACAGGGGCCGGCUGCAGGUGGUGGCGGACAACGGCAAGACGGUGCUGGCCACGCUCAAGGCGGGCUCCUACUUCGGCGAGAUCAGCAUCCUCAACAUGGGCACAGCAGGUACUAGUCUCGGCAACCGCCGGACAGCGUCGGUCCGGUCGGUGGGCUACAGCGACCUGUUCGUGCUGAGCAAGAAGGACAUGUGGGACGUGCUCAAGGAGUACCCGGCGGCCAGGGUGCGCCUCGAGGCCAUCGCGGUGAAGCGGCUGGAGAAGUACAAGCGGGCGCCCCUCGAGAAGGCGGCGAUGGGGCGCAGCCAGUCGACGCCGGGCCUGGUGGAGUCUCGCGGCCGCAUCCCGCUGGAGGACAUGUGGGUGUCGCCGCUGGAACCGCUGCUCACCGGAGGCUCGUCCUCGGGGCCGCCGCCCUACUCCGCCAACUCGCUCUUCAGCCCCGCGCUCAGCCCCACCUCCCGGUCGCUGGCGUCGCACCUGCGGCCGGCCGAGUCUCCGCUGUCGGCCACGUCGAGCGUCCACUCCUCCGACGACGAGCGGCGGGCGCCGGGGGCGGCGUCGCGGACCUGCCCGCCGCCAGAGCCGCCGAGUUCGCAGAGUGACGAGCAGCAGGACGAUGCCUUAAUCGCGGAGAUCAAGCGUCUGCGCGAGCGGCUCAUGGUGCUCGAGACGGAGAACGCGUCGAUGAGCAUCAAGCUGAGCCAGCAGCAGUGGGAGGUGGAGCACCGCCUCGCCGAGAUCGAGAUGCAGAUCUGCGGCGCGUCCAGCGGCGGCUCCAGCACCGAGGACAACGAGCGCAACCGCGAGUCCAUCAUUUAA
Messenger RNA from Schistocerca americana (American grasshopper), 2680 nucleotides. Its product is annotated as cyclic nucleotide-gated cation channel alpha-3. Gene Ontology annotation, biological process: monoatomic cation transmembrane transport. The transcript is spliced from 17 exons. Gene Ontology annotation, cellular component: intracellular cyclic nucleotide activated cation channel complex; plasma membrane. Gene Ontology annotation, molecular function: intracellularly cAMP-activated cation channel activity; cGMP binding; intracellularly cGMP-activated cation channel activity. The record is from RefSeq and is a predicted model, not a curated record. Lineage: Eukaryota; Metazoa; Arthropoda; Insecta; Orthoptera; Acrididae.